Messenger RNA from Elephantulus edwardii (Cape elephant shrew), 933 nucleotides. RefSeq names its product F-box protein 16 (gene FBXO16). Gene Ontology annotation, molecular function: protein binding. NCBI's taxonomy places the organism in Eukaryota, Metazoa, Chordata, Mammalia, Macroscelidea, Macroscelididae. The transcript has 7 exons. The coding region runs from base 1 to 933 and encodes 310 amino acids. The record is from RefSeq and is a predicted model, not a curated record.
AUGAUGGCAUUUGCACCACCAAAAAACGUAGAUGGUCCCAAAAUGCAGACAAAGAUGAGUACCUGGACACCCCUAAACCAUCAGAUUUUGAAUGACCGGGUAUUUGAAGAAAGAAGAGCUCUGCUUGGAAAAUGGUUUGACAAAUGGACAGAUUCUCAAAGGAGAAGAAUCCUGACAAGCCUGUUAGAACGCUGCUCCCUGUCACAGCAGAAGUUCUGCUGUAGACAGCUUCAGGAAAAAAUUCCAGCAGAAGCUUUGGAUUUUACUACCAAGCUUCCGAGGGUGUUAUCUUUAUACAUCUUUUCUUUCCUGGACCCCCGGAGCCUUUGUCGUUGUGCACAGGUGAGCUGGCACUGGAAAAAUUUAACAGAACUGGAUCAACUCUGGAUGCUCAAAUGUUUACGGUUUAACUGGUACAUCAAUUUUUCUCCUACUCCGUUUGAGCAGGGCGUAUGGAAGAAACACUAUAUUAAAAUGGUGAAAGAACUUCGUGUUACCAAGCCUAAGACUCCUCUGAAGGAUAGCUUUGUAAUUGCUGAUGUUCAGCCUAUUGCAAGCAGCUCUCUGGAGGAAAAGCAAUCUCCUUCAUCAGCUUUUAGACCUUCUUCCUCUUUAAGAAAGAAGAAUAGCCCAGGGGAGAAAGAACUCCCUCCUUGGCGAUCCUCUGACAAGCAUCCCACUGACAUCAUUCGUUUCAAUUACUUAGACAAUUGUGACCCCAUCGAGCAAGGCUGGCAGGGACGGAAAAAAAAGGAUGAUCUCACUCGACAAACACAUGAGAAGAAAAAGAAAUUACAGGACAGAUCUAAGCUAAGAAAAGCUCAGUCACUGGGAGUGAGGGGGGACUCCCUACCAGAAAUUGCUUCUCUGCAGAGUGCAAGUUCUAAUGAAUGUAAUGCUUUCUCUAGUUCUCUUGCUGUCAAUGGAAAAUGA